Prunus avium (sweet cherry) is the source of this 858-nucleotide messenger RNA. RefSeq lists its product as uncharacterized. Lineage: Eukaryota; Viridiplantae; Streptophyta; Magnoliopsida; Rosales; Rosaceae. The record is from RefSeq and is a predicted model, not a curated record.
ACUUCAAGUUCAACUCCAAAUAAAACGCAGCCAGCCACUGUCAGUCAAAAAAUAAGAAAAGAAAGAAAAUAAAAUACCAAAAGGAAAGUAAAGUCACGAAGUCAGAGGUUCACACAUGACGCCCACAUGUAUAAAAAUCCCCACUCAUGUGAUUCCCCACUCCCCCACUUUGAAACCCAAAGCAGCUUCUGCAGCGCGCAGCCGUUACCAAAAAAGACGAGAUGAAGUCCAUCUCAAUUUCCGCAAUCCAACGGCCACGAUCUCUCCCUCCCCUUCUCCGUUCCCAAUCCUCGCGACGCCUCUGAUCAUGUUAGCCGCCGCCUCCUCCUCAACCACAUGGCUCCGAGCUCGCCGAAGCCGCUACCUCGUCCUCCUCCUCUGCUCUCCGGUUCUCAUCCCCUUUCUCUGCGCCACUUUCCCUUUCCUCUGCGCCGCCGAGCUCUGCCGCCGCCGCCGUAUAAAGACGGCUCACGGCACAGACGAGGAGGAGGAGGAGCGGCUGCGGCGAUGCGAAGAAGGACGCGGCGGCGAGAGAGAAGAGAUGGGGCUGCUGCAGAGGUAUUUGGAGGAUCAGUUGCUGCUCGUUGGAUCUGUGUAUGAUUGUGGGGAUGAUGAUGUUGAUGAUGUUGAUGAUCGUUUGUACCAUGAGAUUCAUGACUAUGAUAAUGAUUCCAAAACUACUCCUCUUUUGGCUUGAUUGAUUGCUUCUUUGCAUUUUCCUUUUUUCUUUUCUUUUUUGUUAGCUUGUAGAUCAUCCAUUUUUAUUUAUUUUUCUUUUGGUGAAAUUUGUUUGUGAAGUUUUUUUUGUUGAGAAUUUUUGGAAUUGUGAAUAUGAAAUAGUUGUGUGCGUCUUUGCCU